CUAUGAUCGGAAGGUCGAAACGUCACGGCUUAACAAGCGGAUAGACCUUAGUUAGACCGGUUUUCUUUGCGCAGUGUAUGGUUACUAUGGUGACAACAGUUUGGUUGCCCCUUUUCCACUAACGAUACGUAUCUACCGAGCUUAGGUAUUUUACUAUUAUUAAGUGUUGCUGACACGACAGCACUCCAAACUAAAAUAAGCUUCCAUCGGAUAUUGUCGUCACCGUCUGGAUAUGAACAGAUUAGAAUGUGUCGUGGAGUCCCCAAAAAAUCUGUCCAACAAGGCCAUUGGUCAUCAAGCAGUUCGACGCCCAGAUGGAGUCAUGGUGGAAUCACUUGAUGUUCAACCACGGAAAGACUCCACUGUUCCAGUAAAAGAAAUGGAAAAGGAACUUGGGAAGUUGGAGGUGGUCAGUAUUGAUGGGAUUUUACCAGUGGAAACCAAUGAAAGCACUUCUCUGUCCACUUACUCCAGAUAUAAACCAAAAUCAGCUGGAGGAAGGAGUCCCGCCAAGUCCAGUGCAUUGAAAGCUUGUACCCGAAGGAAAGAAUUGGGGUGCUGCCGACCAGACGACAGCACCGGCCCUACAGACAGGACCAGAGAAUAUGCGGGAUCCACCUUUUCCGGCUGUAAGGCCUUAAGGACAGACAUUAAUAUAAAAGGAAAACAGUCGCCUGAUACUACAGAUGGGACAGGAGAGCAAGCAUGUGCGCAGGAUCAGCCAGGGUCUCUGCAGUCUGCCGACAACUUGUGCAUGACAUCUCAGGAUGAUUCCAAGCCGGAGGAAGAAGGGGAGAUCAGUGAAGAUGAGGAGCACAGAGCCCCGAUUGAGUUGUUUGCUGAGUUCCUGAAGUCAGUGAUGGAUAAAGACUACAUCCUUGCAAAAAAGCUCUGUCAAAUGAUUCUUAUUUAUGAGCCUGAUAACCCUGAAGCUAAACAAUUCAUUCCCUUAAUUGAAGAGAAGUUGCUUUUAGUAGGACAGGAAGAUGAUGAGAGCUCCAAUGACACGGAGGAUAGCUCUGACUCCAGCGACAGCGAGGGGGAGUCCACUUCGAGCUCUGACAGCUCAUCCUCAUCAGAACAAGAAGGAAAGAAGAAAAAACACAAACUCUGUCCACCACCUCCUGUAUCUAAUUGACUUAUUUAUUGAUUAGCUUAUUUGAGUUUGACAUGCAUUGUGCAAAGUUGGACUACCAUGUCCUUAAAGCAUGUGGCUAUACUUACAGUUUGUUUAUGCAAUGCCUCUGUUAAAAGGAAUGUUGCAUGCUAUAUUCACUGUUCUUAAGACCAAUAUUUUGAAAUAAUUUUUAGCCUGUUAAUAAACCAAGCUACAGAACUGG
Anguilla anguilla (European eel) is the source of this 1340-nucleotide messenger RNA. It is a transcript of the gene erich2, whose product is annotated as glutamate-rich 2. The transcript is spliced from 15 exons. The coding region runs from base 233 to 1138 and encodes 301 amino acids. The record is from RefSeq and is a predicted model, not a curated record. NCBI's taxonomy places the organism in Eukaryota, Metazoa, Chordata, Actinopteri, Anguilliformes, Anguillidae.